Messenger RNA from Paramecium octaurelia, 111 nucleotides. The record is from the annotation of a GenBank genome assembly. Lineage: Eukaryota; Ciliophora; Oligohymenophorea; Peniculida; Parameciidae.
AUGAUAUUAGGUUCACUAGAUUGUUGCAUUGAAGUCACUUAAGCUCAAAGACAAAUGAUGCUUAAUAUUUAGUGUUUUUAGAUUGAAAAAAGAGAAAUAUACAUCUUAUGA